GAAUUGGAGACACAGGUCACGUGGUAUCAUCAUUUUUGAUAGGUGUCGUACAUUGCUGUGUUGGGCAAUAUAGGGACUCUUUCACUACGACACAAAGACCACUUGGCGGCCUGUAGUAAUAUCUUUCUAAUUUGUGGUCUGUAGUAAUAAGUAGUCUUCGUUUGUGCAUAUAAUUAUCAUAUCGGCUUAAAUUCAACAAAGCAAGCCGUACGCGCAUUGACUUACAAUUAUAAGUCAAUGCGUACGCGUGACAAGUUUUAAAAUAAAACACAAAGUACAAUGAAUUUGAAAAUACUUUCAGGUAAAAAUAUAAAAGUUGUCCUAGCAGUAUCUGUUGUGUUAGUAGGUUGUUUAUUUCAUGAGAAGUUACAGUCAAUAUACAGUACUUUUAUGACAUUUAACAAACAUAAAGUUACUGGUGUGUUCCACCAGGAAGAGUUGACUCAGUUUAAUGGAAUACAAAAUAAGAAACUGUAUCUCGUCCUCUUGGGGUCUAUUUUCGAUGUCACAAAAGGGAGAGAACAUUAUGGAAAAGGUGCAUCAUAUAAUUAUUUUAUAGGCAAAGAUGGUUCAAGAUCCUUUAUCACAGGCAACUUCCAAGAUGAGAGCAACAACAAGGAUCAUGUAUUGGACCUCACAUGCAAUCAAUUGUCCUCACUACAGGAUUGGGAACAUACUUUUAGAUCAAAAUAUAAAUAUGUUGGAGUUCUUGUUGGAAGGUAUUACAAUGAUGAUGGCAAACCAACUGAAUAUUCCAAUGAACUAGAUCUAAGAUUAGAGAAGUGCAAGAUUGAGAAGGAAAUGGCCAAGCAAGAUGAAUUAAAAUAUCCUCCAUGCAAUAUGGAGUGGAGUGCUGACCAAGGUAGCAGAGUCUGGUGUACUAAGACGAGCGGUGGUAUUGCAAGAAGUUGGGUGGGUGUACCUCGUCAGCUCUAUACUCCUGGUGAGAAGCGACCUCGCUGUGCUUGUGUGGACCUUGAGCAUGACCAUUCUUCAGCUUUGCUAAACGAAUACGAUAAUUGCACACCUUUUUCUACCUCAUGUGUUUUAGAAAGUAAUUAGUGUAGUGUAAUACAGAAGAUAUGCUAAAAAGCAAUUUGUAUUACUGUUGUAAUUUUAACUUUUCUGGAUUUUCCAUUACAAUAUUUUAUGCUGUUAGGAAUUUGAUCUGUUGUUAUUACCAUUAUAAUUAUAACAACCGAUUCACAGAGUCCAGGGUCUGACAAAUCAAUUUUUCAUUUCAUGGAAAUCUGUUUUACAUAUAAGUCUCUCACAAAUUCAAAUAAUGUUUUUGAUAUUUUCAAGCAUAUAUUGUAACUAUGAAAUAGAGAGACAUUGAAUUCUGGCUAAAACAAGGAUUUGGUCUAGAAGGAUUUUUUUUUUUUGUAUUUAUUAUGGCAUAGGAUAUGCAAAACUUUCCGAGCUGGAAGGCUGACUCCUCUUGAAGCGGAGCGAAAUUAAACAUUAACUAAUUGUCAACUAUCCAAAAAUAUUGAAAAAUCCACAUAAUAAACUUUAUUGGCAAAAACUUUAUUUUGUUGCUGGACAAAGUAUUAUUAGUAGAGAAGUUUAGUAAGUGAAUUAAUUUUGAGCAAAAGUUCAUGGUAGAGGUCACACAAACUUUUUGUAUCAUAGACCACAUGCCAAUUCCAUUUGUCUUUCUAUAAUCACUUUGAUAAGUUCAACUGUGUAGUGAAGAACUUAAAAAAUAUAUGUAUAGAUAAUCUUAACUAAUCUGUUUAUGGAAAGCCAAAAUUUUGGUCAUAAACUAUCUAAUGGUAUCCACUCUCAUGCACCUGCAUUUACUCCAGUCUUCAACUUUUUUUUAUAUUAUGAGUAUAAACUAUUAUUGUUCGUAAUUAUAGAUUAUUGGGGACUGAGAUUACUUGGGUAAUCAUCGGUCUAUAGUCAUAAAUGCAGGAUCAAUAUGUUGUGAUAAAUUUUGUAGAACAUUCCAUUUUGGCAUUUUAAACAUAUAACAUCAUUGACUUACAAUUAUAUGGACGUCGGGUCCGAACCGGGUGUCCGAACUUAUAGGGCGUUAAAAUCGUAUACAGAGCGUCAUUCACGUUUUAGUCUUCGUUUGUUCGACUGA
Messenger RNA from Hyposmocoma kahamanoa, 2095 nucleotides. RefSeq names its product neuferricin homolog. The record is from RefSeq and is a predicted model, not a curated record. The transcript has 4 exons. NCBI's taxonomy places the organism in Eukaryota, Metazoa, Arthropoda, Insecta, Lepidoptera, Cosmopterigidae. The coding region runs from base 280 to 1062 and encodes 260 amino acids. Gene Ontology annotation, cellular component: endomembrane system; membrane.